This is a messenger RNA of Mya arenaria, 875 nucleotides long. RefSeq names its product complement C1q-like protein 2. The transcript has 3 exons. Bases 1 to 771 code for a protein of 256 amino acids. Gene Ontology annotation, molecular function: protein binding. The record is from RefSeq and is a predicted model, not a curated record. Lineage: Eukaryota; Metazoa; Mollusca; Bivalvia; Myida; Myidae.
AUGAUUGAGAAAAUGAUCAGGGCUGAAAUUAAACUAAAAGAGUUUGCUAAAAGAAUGGACUUGAAUGAUGCUACAGUAGGCGAUAUAAAAACUGAUGUUCGUAAUAAUAUCCAAACGACGAAAGAAGAUGUAUCGAUGGAUUUGAAUGAUUUCAUUCAGAAAUAUGUUGCAAACUCAACAGACGGCACGUGGUCGGAUUGGUCGUCGUGGAAUACGUGUCCUGUUACGUGUGGCGUUUCCAUGGUAGCGAGAUCACGGUCAUGUGACAAUCCAGCCGCUAGGAAGUUCGGUCGACAGUGCGUUGGAAACGACCGGGAAUGGAAAACUUGUAAAUUUAGGGAAUGUUAUGGUCAGCCUGAAAAGAUCGCUUUUUAUGCUAGCCUUAGUGACGAUAUCAGUAAAACGACAGCUAGCGCGCCUUUAGUGUUUAAUAACGUGAUAACCAACAUCGGCGGUGGGUAUGAACCAUCAACAGGAGUGUUUACCGCCCCAACCAACGGCUUGUUUGUGUUUUCUCUGACUGUAAGACAAUACGGAUAUCCAAGUUAUGGUUUCGAAGGACAUUUUAGCAUCAAGAAAGGAGAUGUCGUUGUAAUGAAAGUGUAUCCCGAUAUGCAUGGAAAGGACAAUGAGUUUGACACUGCUUCCGGUACAACCGUGCUGGAAUUAAGUAAGGAGGACACCGUGUAUGUAGUUGCAGAUGAAAGUGGCAAAUUUAUUGAGGGAAAUCAAGACUUUAGCACCUAUUUCUCUGGAUACCAAUUUGGUUAAAAACAUAAUUAUACUUGCAGAUUGUAACCUAUUUCUCCUGAAGUGAUAUGUGGUUCAAUGCGAAUGUACUGAUUUUUACUAGUUAAUUUAUGUCCUUAAAUGCG